AUGGAGAAAUACGAGAUACUGAAGCAGCUGCCUUAUGGGGCCCUUGGGACGAUGCUGGUGGUGGAAUCAACGGCAGAGGAAGAAAAGGAUGGUGUGAAAAAGAAGUAUAUUUUGAAAAAGGUGGAAUGCAUUGAUGAAAAACAAGCAAAUGACGCUCUCAAAGAGGCCAUGGAUCUGCUGGAACUAAAGCAUCAAAACAUCUGUCCCUACAAAGAAAUGUUUAUCACUUGGGACAAUAGGAUUUCAUCUGUCUUUCUUUGUCUGGUGAUGCAGUAUUCAGAACAAGGGAACCUUUCAUCUUUCAUGAAAGCCAAGAGGCAAAAACAUGAGACAAUUCCGAUCAGGGUGAUUCAGAUAUUCUUGGGGCAGAUGGUGGAUGCUUUGGUUUACAUCCAUCAACAAAAUAUUUUUCACAGGAACCUCAAACCACCCAACAUCCUCUUAGCUGGUGAGGCAUCCUUCAUGCUUUGUGAUUUCAGCUCAGAAACCCUUAUGACUGAUGAGAUGAAAUGGAAGAUAAGGGUGGAACAAGACCCUCACUUUAAAUCCUGCAUGGCUCCAGAAGCACUCAAGUUUUCCUUUAGUGACAAAUCCGACCUCUGGUCCCUUGGUUGUAUUCUGCUUGAGAUGCUAAGCUGCUCCUCUCCGAAAGUGAAAGAUCCACUUGCAUUGUUGCGUAACAUCAGGGAGAAUUCCAGUUACCUGGAGGAUGCCCUGAUAUCCAUGAGGCUGCAGGAUACACCUUUGUCUUCUAUUUUGCUUAUGAUGCUAAAGAUCGAGCCAACGAUGAGGCCUACUGCACGGGAGCUGGUUGAUAAUCCAUUUAUUAGAGAAUGCCUCAUUCUGGCUAAGUCUCCUCUAAUAAAGCUGAGGAAGAGUUUGCCUCCUGAAUUCCUGAAUAUAAUCCUUGCCGGUGAGAUCCCGACUGUUCUAGAAUUCAUGAUGUCUUACCAGGGCAUAGAGGAAGCGCAAGAAAAGUGCAUGGAGCGUCUGAUUAGCCUCUUUAAAGAAUCAGAAGUCAGUGUUGGAAAAUUCUUUGGACUUGUGGAUCCUGUGAUUUACGCAAUGAAUAAUCACAUUGAUUCUCCUGAAAUCCAGUUAGCUGGAUGCUCCUUGCUGCUUGAGAUCACUGGCAGAGCAGUGGGACAGAACUUGAACGUGGAAAUCCUGGCCUGCGAAAGCUUUUUCAGUUGCCUGACGAGCUCGAUGAGGACCCAUUUCGACAACGAAGGGCUGCUCCGGAUGAUUUGCACUUUAUUCAUGAUGAUGUCUAGCAACGAAGUAGCUGCAGAUGCCCUGAGGAAAGCUGGUAUCUUCACAGACAUCCUGACUAUCCUGGGUAAUUUUGCUGAAAACAAAGAGAUCUGCGUCGCUUGCUGUGGGCUUAUUUGGACCCUGGUUGUAAACGUGACUGAUGUGGCUGAAAACCCACUGAAAUAUGCCAUCGAACUUGUCUCCAUAAUCCUCCACAUGCACCUCGGGCACGCAGAAGUGGCAGAAUCGGCGUGCUGUGCUUUUUGGGCCUUGUCCCUUCAUGGCUGCAUAGACGAAGCCAAUUACGAGCCCUACUCCUUGCUUCUGCUGGAGGCUCUCCGCCAUCACCCUGAAAGGCCAGUGCUGGCGAAAAAUGCCUGUCUGGCACUGGCAAGCCUCUUAAGGACAUCUGAGUUGUGUGGCUUCAGAUUCAUAAUCACAGACGAGAAGGGCAACGGAAUAACGCUGCUCAAAGACUGCUACCAGCUCCACCGUGAGGAUCCCGAAAUAGUGGAAGACAUUUGUGUGCUGAUCGAUGAGAUGUUUAAAUAUGAUGAAAUAGUGCUGGAGCUGGACUCCCAGAACAUUACCGCGCUGCUGACUGAAUUGAAGAACAGGUUUACGUCCAGUCUGGAAAUAGUCGCCCUUGCAGAGAAGGCACUGUCAAAACUGCAACAACAAAAAAGGUGA
Elgaria multicarinata webbii is the source of this 1944-nucleotide messenger RNA. It is a transcript of the gene STKLD1, whose product is annotated as serine/threonine kinase like domain containing 1. Gene Ontology annotation, molecular function: protein serine/threonine kinase activity; ATP binding. Gene Ontology annotation, biological process: protein phosphorylation. The record is from RefSeq and is a predicted model, not a curated record. Lineage: Eukaryota; Metazoa; Chordata; Lepidosauria; Squamata; Anguidae. The coding region runs from base 1 to 1944 and encodes 647 amino acids. The transcript has 19 exons.